GUAGAAGCAUAAUGUCACCACAGCAGCCAAAGACUUCACAUUGUUGUCUCAAUAUCACGCUCUCAAAGGUUAUCUCCAGAUAGCUGGGCCUCACCAUAGCACCUCCUGGGACAGAUACAUGUCUGUUGCGGUGCAAUUGGCCGGGGAGCGUGGCUAUGAAGCCCGCUCUGGUAGGAGCUGACGAAUCUCAGGACGCCAAUUCAAGCUCAUUGCCAGGCCAUCGAGCUCCCAGGCCAUCAUCAUACCCUCAUGAGCCUCCUUCGCCUGCCGAUCUAGCCCUAGCGCAACCCUCCGGUCGUCGUGGACGUCCUUCGCCGCCCAUCUUACCCUGGUACUGCUCCCGCGCCCUCAUGGACGCCCUCCGCCCGUUUAUGAUAGGACUUAGUACCUUCGCCCGACGCGGUUGUGAUGGAGGUUAAAAACACAAGGCGCAACACGCGCAAUCCGUUCGGGAGGAGAAUGUAGGUGUCCAUUCGGCUGCGUCAUGGUUUCAAGGUUCACGAAUGGCUCGCAGCCGUGGUAGCAAGCCGAGGGCAUCAGGUGGGCCAUACAUCAGCA
Molecule: messenger RNA, 558 nt
Organism: Baudoinia panamericana UAMH 10762
Lineage: Eukaryota; Fungi; Ascomycota; Dothideomycetes; Mycosphaerellales; Teratosphaeriaceae
Exons: 1
Coding region: 156-419 (87 amino acids)
Source: RefSeq, a predicted model, not a curated record